This is a messenger RNA of Owenia fusiformis, 1696 nucleotides long. The record is from the annotation of a GenBank genome assembly. Lineage: Eukaryota; Metazoa; Annelida; Polychaeta; Sabellida; Oweniidae.
UGACCGGGUUUAUCGACAAUCCUAGCGGGACCUAUUUAACAGAAGAAUGCUGGGUUGUAUACUCUAGGGAGUCUAUUAAGCGUGUUGAGGAGAUUACAGGUCAGAGCAUUACAUUCUACAGGGUGGACCUGCUGGACAGACCUUCACUGGAAGAUGUAUUCAAUAAUCACAACUUCAGCAGUGUGAUCCAUUUUGCUGGGCUGAAGGCAGUUGGGGAGUCCUGUGUUCUCCCACUUAGUUACUACAAGAACAACAUUGAAGGAACAAUUACAUUAUUAGAGGUCAUGAAGAAAUUUGGAGUGAAGAACCUUGUUUUCUCAAGCUCAGCUACUGUAUAUGGGGAGCCCCAAUAUCUACCUUUAGACGAGAAACAUCCUGUAGGGGGUGCCACUAAUCCAUAUGGAAAAACAAAAUACUUCAUCGAAGAAAUUAUAAAAGAUCUCUGUACUGCUGAACCUGAGUGGAAUGCAGUGUUACUGCGUUACUUCAACCCAGUAGGUGCUCACAAGUCAGGGAAAAUCGGGGAGGAUCCACAGGGUCCCCCUAACAAUCUGAUGCCCUACAUAGCUCAGGUAGCUGUGGGCCGCAGACCACAACUUAGUGUCUAUGGCAACUGCUAUGAUACUAAGGAUGGAACAGGAGUUCGAGAUUACAUUCAUGUAGUAGAUCUGUCCCUUGGACAUGUGGCAGCUUUAAGAAAACUAGAUGAGAAGUGUGGAUGCAAGGUCUAUAAUUUGGGAACAGGUGUCGGUUACUCAGUGCUGGAUAUGGUGCAGGCAUUUGAGAAGGCAUCAGGGAAAGAGAUUCCAUACAAGAUAACAGACCCCAGACCAGGAGAUGUUGCAACAGUAUAUGCUUGUCCCAAGACUGCCUCAGAGGAACUACAAUGGACUGCUACUAGAGGCCUUACUGAAAUGUGUGAAGAUGUUUGGAGAUGGCAGUCUUCCAAUCCAAGAGGCUUUGAGGGUGAUAAGGAAUAACAUUGGAGAGCUUAGAAAAUUAUACAUCAAACUACUAUAGAGAUGGAGCCAUGCUUUGGGUCUUCAAUAACAUUAUUGCGAUAACAUUUCGAUGAGCCCUAUCCCUCGUAAGAUGGAGGGAACGUGCCAUAAUAUUAGGCAUAUGAAGAAAAGUGCAAUAAAUGUGAAAAACUAUACAUACCAACACAUGUACGAGCAUUUUAUUAUGAAAAUUAACUGGUAAAUAUUUCAAACAAUUAUGAUUUAGGUUAUUUUAGAUUCUUGAUCAUGGAUUCUGAUCUCUGAAAGUUUAAUUCUUCACAUGUACAAAGUAUAUAGUAUAGUCAUAAAUCAAAAUUUCAGGGGUGAUAUUAUUUAAGGUUUCUCAUAGAAAUAUGUAUUUUCUGCAGCAAUGGGGGAAUUCAAAGAAUGUCCUGUCAAAUAGACCAGGGCAUAAUUUAUCUUAUAUUAAAUACUUAAUACUAGUUUAGUAAAUCAGUAUUGGAAAUUCUAGUUGAAAUUUGUGCUUAGUAUACUGGAUGUCCUAGACAUAAAUGUUAAUGGAGAUAUGUUUAAUUGGUAUGUAUUUCUCGGACAUCCUUUAGUUUCUUGUUCAUGUCUCACACCACUCAAUAUUAGAGACAUAUUUAAAAAUUUCACUGUGAUAUUAUGUUAGCAAAGGUUUGUCAUGUGAGAUCACACGAUGUAUGUACAUGUAGUUAUUGCUGGUAAUUAUG